AUGUUGUUUCGUUCCUUCCAAUCGCUCCUUCCUGGAGCAAGAUGGGGCGGUCUUCUUAACUCUUUCUCUAUGAAAAGAGCUCAGUUACUUCCUAGUUUACAAGGACUUAAUGGCAUAGGAAGUGGUUUGUUGCGAUCUUCAUUCCCUGCUUUUGAAGGUGCAGGUAUGCAACAGCAAGUUCGAUGGAAAACUAUGGGAAACGAAUAUCAACCUUCGAACCGUAAAAGAAAAAGGAAGUUUGGUUUUUUGGCAAGAAUCCGUUCCAUCAACGGUAGGAAGAUAUUGAGAAACCGUCGCAGAAAAGGAAGAAUGUAUUUAACCCAUUAA
Schizosaccharomyces osmophilus is the source of this 327-nucleotide messenger RNA. It is a transcript of the gene mrx14, whose product is annotated as mitochondrial ribosomal protein subunit L34. Gene Ontology annotation, molecular function: structural constituent of ribosome. The record is from RefSeq and is a predicted model, not a curated record. Gene Ontology annotation, biological process: translation. Lineage: Eukaryota; Fungi; Ascomycota; Schizosaccharomycetes; Schizosaccharomycetales; Schizosaccharomycetaceae. Gene Ontology annotation, cellular component: mitochondrial large ribosomal subunit; ribosome. The transcript has a single exon. The coding region runs from base 1 to 327 and encodes 108 amino acids.